AAACGACUCACUAGUGUAUGUCGCAAUGUUUUCUUUGCACACGAACCUCAGAUCUGUUUUGACAACACACACACACGAUAACAACUUAAUUUUAUUGUUAAACUGAGAGUUGAUUAUCUAUCAUGGCUCAACCACCUCCACCAUAUCCAGGAAAUGAACAGAAAGGAUAUCCUCCUCCACAGAACCCAGCCUAUCCCCCACAACAACAAGGGUAUGGAGCUCCUCCAGGGUAUGGACAACCACAACAAGGUUAUGGACAACCACAACAAGGUUAUACAGGAAACACGACCGUAGUAGUUGCUCAACCCCAAGUGUCUGUGAUACAACAGUUCCGCGAAGCACCAGUUCGUACUCAAUGUCCCCACUGUCGAGCUGACGUUGUGACAGCCACUCGGUAUGAGAUUGGAACUCUGACAUGGAUCGUCUGUUUGGUACUUUGCUUAGUUGGAUGUGAUUUGGGAUGUUGCUUUAUACCAUUCUGUGUCGAUGGAUGCAAAGAUGUAAUCCAUAGUUGUCCUAAUUGUCAACAAACCAUUUCUCGUUAUAGCCGAAUGUAAUGGUGUUGCUGCCAUGGUUUGAUGAUCAGAUUCCAGACUAUAGUCCCUAUAAACUUACUAACUUUUUUUACUUUUAAUUUUACGAUUUUAUCUUUUUUUUUUAUCUUUUUUUUAAUUAAUGUUUGAUGUGAUACAUAAUUUGUUGAAUAUAUACGUAUCUUAUAUGUUGAAAGAUAUUAACUACCGGUAUGUAGCAUACUUAAACUAUCAGGUUAGAUUUAUCGAAAUGGAAAAUUUGAUUAAAUUGGCAUUAUGUAAGAUUUAGAUAAAGAGUUGGCCGUUCUCACUAUAAUAUUUCAAAAAUAGAUAAUGCAAAAUGAAUAUAUUGAACAUUUCAUUCAAAUUACAUUAUUUUGAGCAAAGUUAUCAAUGGUUGUAGUUUUGACAAGAUAUGUGCCUUGAUUGUAAUAACCAUACUGGUCAUUCGAGUCUUAGUCUCGCUUUUCCAUUUGUAAAUUAAAUCAUUAUGUGUCUGAACUGUUCUAAUCGACUUAAAAUAAGAGCCAUCUGAUGGCAUCGACAUCAAGAGUUGAUUAUGGUCCUGUCAUGUUAAUAAAUGUCUAAUUAAUAGUUUAUAUAACAUUUAAGGCCUAAAGAACAAACUGCAAUAGGCCGAAUUAUCUCUUACAUAAUGCCUGUUUAAUCAAGUUGUUGCAUGGAAUGUAAUAUUUUAUGCAUACAAUGAACCACUGCGAGUUCAAGAAGAAAUUUACUUAAAAAUACAAAGGAUAAUAAUCUGAUGUUUAAUAAUUCUUGCCAUGAUUUUCUUUUUACAUGACAAUUUUUUUUUAAAUUUAAUAUGUCACAUUUAUUUUCUGUAUGAAAGUCUACUUUUGGAAAAAUGCCAUUUUUGACAAUAUCUUUUAUUGAUUUCGUUAUUUGCUACGGAACAGGAGUUAAUGAAGUCAUUCCUAUUUAAUUUAAAUUUAAAUCCAUCAAAAGGAAAAUAGGAUAUAUUUUUAUAAGACGACCAAAGAUUAAAUCAUAUUUUUUACAACUUUUGUGUAAAAUCAAGUUAUUGGUAGUUUUGUCCAUGGCCAUUCCACUGAAAUUGCUGUUUAUAGGCAACUGUUUGCUCUUCAACUAAAUAACACUGUAUGCUUCGCUUAAUGUUUUUUUUAUAUAUAUACUGCUUACAUAAUCCAUAUGUUUUUAAAAAGUCAAUACGCCAAAUAGUUCUUUUGAUUACCAGUUAUCGUUAUUAUAUAACUUUUAAAAUAUGUAUUUUAGUGAUAUGUUUGUUUUUUUAAUGUCAUAUCAAUCAAAAUAAUUUCUUUUGACACAUCCACAUGUUAAUGUGGUUGUAUAUUGUCAUCACAGUUGGUGUCUAUCUGUCUGUCUGCUGAUAUUUCAAUUAUUUGUUAGGUAUUGCCCAUAUCAUGGAAACUUUCUAGUUAAAGAUUUAUUUAGACUUCCUGGGUUUGUUCAACUAUUUAUAGAUAGAAAUGUGAAUAGCAAUAUGGAUAAAUCCUUAUUUAAUGUAGCUCCAUGCAUCAAUUAUUUGCAGAAUUAUUAACCUUUCUAUGUCAUAGUUUUUGAAAAAAGAAUAUUCAAACUUGUUACCGGUAGGUUCGUUUGACUAGUAAUAAGGAUGAGCCAUAUCAUUUAGGUUGUUGUUUGACUAGUAAUAAGGAUGAACCAUAUCAGGUUCAUUGUUUGACUAGUAAUAAGGAUGGACCAUAUCAGUUAGUGUCGUUUGACUAGUAAUAAGGAUGAACCAUAUCAGUUAGGUUCGUUUGACUAGUAAUAAGGAUGAACCAUAUCAGAAUUAAAUUUAGAUAACAUAAAUUAUUUGAUUUGAUUUUUUUAUAUUGCUGUGAUUGUUUAUUAGAUAGCCCAAACCAUAUUGAAAUAUAAAGUGGCAAGUAUAAUUAUUUCACUAAAUUUGCUGACUACAUUUUGUAGCGCCUGCCAUUUCUUUUCAGCCCUUUCUUAAUCCAAAUACUUAACUGCUUGUAAAUGACUUGGCUGCUGUUGAGCAUAUGUUUCAUUGCUUAUUAAAUUUUUAACAUUUUCAAAUUUUAGCAUCUGAUCAGUAUUAAACAUUCUUUAUAUCUACAAUUUCAUAAUAAGUUUGUUUUUUUUUUACAUGCCCACAUUGAUUUGUUUGUGGUAGCUAAUUGUUGUUGCCCCAGCCCCCAUCCGUCGACCAUCCACAAUGUCUUGUGAAUACAUACAGAUUACAGUGAAUUUAGUAUUUUGUACAAUCUAUAACAGUUAUUGCUUGAUAUUUAUAUGCGUUGCUCAUAUUAUCAAAACAAAGAAUUCUAUCUCCACCUCGUGGGUUUUCUCCGGGUCCUCCGGUUUCCUCCGACAUCCACUGUGUCGAGUGGAUGUUAAACCCCAUUUCUCUCUCCUCUCUCUCUCUCUCUCUCUCUCUCUCUCUUAAUUAUAUCAAGGGUAUUGUCAAAGAUUCACAACCUGACAACCGUUGUGGACGACUUUGCUGCUGUGGGUGUAUAUUCUGUUGCUUACCAACCUAUCUUUUUUUAUAAUAUAAUAUAUAAUAAUGUUAAUCAUAAUUCCAUGUAUAAAUAAAGAAAGUUUUCAAAUUUU
Messenger RNA from Patella vulgata (common limpet), 3113 nucleotides. Its product is annotated as cell death-inducing p53-target protein 1 homolog. The coding region runs from base 123 to 557 and encodes 144 amino acids. The transcript has 5 exons. The record is from RefSeq and is a predicted model, not a curated record. Gene Ontology annotation, molecular function: zinc ion binding. Lineage: Eukaryota; Metazoa; Mollusca; Gastropoda; Patellidae.